AUGGCCCUAGCGAUCCUGACGAUGACCGACGAGGAGGAAACGGGGGAGAUUGGCAAGGAGAUCGAGGACACGGAUACGGAGGGGGACCCCGGGUCCGGAAAUGAGCUUCUUAGGGACCCUAGAAGGGUAAGACCUACUACCGGCAACUAUAUCGGUAACCCCCUACCGAUCAGACUAUUGGCUAGGCAAAGCACGCCUGCGUACGGCACUCUAGGCGCCCUUGACGAUAAUAGAGACGAUUUCCUUGAGCUAAGAGCAGCAGACCCUCACCUAAGAGCGAAGGAAUUAGCCUUGUUUGCAAGAAGCUUUCUUAAGGAACUAAAGUAUUCGAGACCCGACGAUGACUUUAACACUCAAUUAAGGAUUUUUGCUGACCAAGCAAGUCGAUACGGUUUAACCUCCGACGAUUACUUAGCGGCGUUCUCGAUUAUGCUUACAAAGGAGGCUAUAACCUUUUACUACAAUCACGUCAUCAAGGCCAGACUUCCGACUUUCAAAGCAAACGCUAUUGCGGUAAAGGACUACUUCGAGACUGACCACCGGCGGCAAGCAAAAUACGACCGCUGGGAGCAAAUUUCGCUGGAAUUGGUUAGAAAAGAGAAUCCAGGGACCUCGCUUAGCGAGUGCUUUGAGAAGCUCGCUAAGGAGCUCAGGGGCAUUCAGAGCUCGCUACGACCAGGUCUGAGGGACGAUAGGAGUCUCGCUGACAAGCUGUAUUCAGCUUGUAAAAACGUGCUAGAGACGACUAUUGCGCGAAUGAACCCUGCUUCUACCUCUACCGCCGCAGUUGCUGACAUUCGCCGAGCAAUUGGUUUUGCAACUGAGAGCAUUCAACCUCUUAAGAGUGAGAGCUAUCGACCUUCCAAGGCAAGCAGAGCUUACGCGAGCUCUAGCGAGCCAUUUGAUCAGUUUCAGCACUCUCUUCAGCACUCCUCUUAG
Drepanopeziza brunnea f. sp. 'multigermtubi' MB_m1 is the source of this 939-nucleotide messenger RNA. Lineage: Eukaryota; Fungi; Ascomycota; Leotiomycetes; Helotiales; Drepanopezizaceae. The record is from RefSeq and is a predicted model, not a curated record.